GUUCUUGAAGGAAAAUAUAUAGGAUUAAUUCUCGCUGUGUGCUCUAGCUUCUUAAUAGGCAUAUCUUUCGUAAUCACAAAGAAGGGUCUAUUAAUAUCCUCUGCGAAAAAUGACUCACAUAGAUAUCUAAAAAAUCCUGUCUGGUGGAUAGGAUUAAUAGUGAUGGUGUCGGGGGAAAUAAUGAACUUUAUAGGAUAUACAUUUGCACCCGCUAUAUUAAUCACUCCUUUGGGUGCAUUAAGUGUAAUCAUAGGUGCCAUAUUAGGAUCUGUGUUUUUAAACGAAAAAAUGGGGCCGAUAGGUAUCAUUGGAUGUUUAUUAUCUGUAAUUGGUGCAGUGAUUAUCAUUUUUCAUGCACCUGAAGACCCGGAUGUCCAAAGCGUACAAGAAUUGGUUGCAUACAUGUUAAAACCAGGUUUUUUGACAUAUGGGAUAAUAAUCAUACUAAUAGUUAUCGGGAUGAUUUGGAAAGUGGUUCCUAAAUGGGGAAAGACGUCACCUAUUGUUUAUCUGUCUAUAUGCUCACUGGUAGGCUCUCUGUCAGUAAUGACCAUUAAAGCAUUUGGUAUCGCUGUCAGAUUAACUAUAGCCGGGAACAAUCAGUUUAAUCAAGUGUCGACUUAUGUCUUUGGAUGUAUGUGUGUAUUAUUUAUUCUUACUCAGGUGAAUUAUUUUAAUAAGGCUCUAGCUUUGUUUUCAACCAAUGUUGUCAACCCUAUAUACUAUGUAUGUUUUACAACAGCAACUAUUAUAGCGUCUGCCAUUAUGUUCCAAGGGUGGCAUACAUCUAGUUACGCAAAUACGAUUAGUUUAAUCUGUGGCUUCAUGAUUAUAUUUUCCGGUGUCUAUCUAUUGGAUAUGGUUGCACCCAUGACAAAUUUAACUUCUUCUUCGCUCCUGGAACUUCCCUUUUCCUCUUCUUCUUGUAGAGUGUCUUCCAGCGUUGCUGUGAAUGAAAAGAGUAGCAUCUGGAACCAAGAUGCCACGGAUAAUUUACAACCUAAUGCAAUCAGGAAUAGACCCAGAGCUCUAUCUGUGUGAAAAAUAAAAAUAUUAUAUCAGCUUUUUGUUACAAAAACAUGAUUAAAAC
Messenger RNA from Mucor mucedo, 1090 nucleotides. RefSeq names its product magnesium transporter. Gene Ontology annotation, cellular component: membrane. The record is from RefSeq and is a predicted model, not a curated record. Lineage: Eukaryota; Fungi; Mucoromycota; Mucoromycetes; Mucorales; Mucoraceae. The transcript is spliced from 6 exons. Gene Ontology annotation, molecular function: magnesium ion transmembrane transporter activity. Gene Ontology annotation, biological process: magnesium ion transport. The annotation marks the transcript as partial.